This is a messenger RNA of Rhododendron vialii, 6332 nucleotides long. RefSeq lists its product as uncharacterized. The record is from RefSeq and is a predicted model, not a curated record. Gene Ontology annotation, biological process: protein phosphorylation. Gene Ontology annotation, molecular function: protein binding; protein kinase activity; ATP binding. Bases 6 to 5987 code for a protein of 1993 amino acids. The transcript has 11 exons. NCBI's taxonomy places the organism in Eukaryota, Viridiplantae, Streptophyta, Magnoliopsida, Ericales, Ericaceae.
UUGAUAUGGCACUGUUAAAGCCAUUCUUCCUUUUCAUACAUGUCGUUUUCCUGUUGUCCUUGCAUUAUUCUGGCUCUCCUCUUGUGGCCGGCUUUGUGCAAGGCGGGAACGAGACCGACCGUCUUGCCUUGCUUGCAUUCAAGGCUGCAGUAACUAGUGAUCCCUUCGGAGCUCUGAACUCGUGGAAUGAAUCCAUCCACUUUUGUCAAUGGAAUGGCGUGACAUGUGGCCGCCGCCACCAGAGGGUCAUCGUGUUGCGGCUUGAACAUCAGGAGCUCACUGGGUCUGUUUCCCCUCACGUUGGAAACUUGAGCUUUCUCAGGGAACUAUGGCUGCGUAAAAAUAGCUUCAGUCAUGAAAUUUCACCAGAACUCGGCCGCUUGCGAAGACUACGAAUAUUGACAAUGGUCAAUAAUUCGAUUACUGGUGAAAUUCCGUCCAAUAUAUCUAGUUGUUCUUACCUUGCUGCCCUUGAACUCUCUGGCAAUAAGCUGGCCGGAAAAAUUCCUUCGGAGCUCGGUUCUUUGACUAAGCUCGAGAGACUACUGAUUGAAAGAAACAACAUAACAGGAGGUCUGCCUUCUACUCUUGGGAAUCUAUCUUCUCUUACGAAUCUUACUGCUUAUAACAAUAGUAUUACUGGUAAUAUACCAGAAACUCUUGGUGGAUGCAAAAAAUUGGAAGUUCUCAGAUUAGGGGGGAACAAGCUGUUCGGUACCCUUCCUUUCUCAAUCUAUAAUCUAUCUUCUAUGAGAGACUUGCGAGUAUCGUAUAACCAAAUUGAAGGCAACCUUCCUUCAAACCCUGGAAUCACUCUUCCUAAUCUAAUACGCCUAGCUCUUAGCAACAAUUUGUUUACUGGUUACUUACCUAUUUCAAUAUCCAAUGCCACCAAACUACAUUACAUUAACCUGGCAAAAAAUAGAUUUGAAGGAAAAGUCCCUCCAUUAGAAAAGUUGUGUGAUCUUGAGUUAUUAGUGUUAAGUGAAAAUCAUCUUGGAAUAGGUGAAGUGGAUGACUUGAGCUUUCUAAACUCAUUGACAAAUGCUACCAAGUUUAGCGAUCUGGGACUGGGUGACAAUAACUUUGGAGGGGUGUUGCCUAAAUCAAUUAGCAACUUUUCCACUCGUCUUCGUAAACUAAGUUUGUAUGACAAUUACAUAGUCGGGAGCAUCCCCACAGGAAUAGGGAAUCUUGUCAAUUUGCAGAUUCUUGGUAUAGAAAACAACCAUUUAAGCGGUAACAUUCCUGUUGAUAUUGGGAAGCUUCGAAAGCUAGAGUAUUUGUAUCUCGAUGUUAACAAUUUCUAUGGGGAGAUUCCAUCAUGUCUUUCAAAUUUAACUUCUUUAAGCGAACUUACUUUGUCUAAAAAUAAUCUCCAAAGCAGCAUCCCUUCAAGUCUGGGGAAAUGUCAACGGAUGCAGGAACUAAAUCUGGGUCAUAAUAACCUAAGUGGUAUCAUACCCAAAGAAGUUAUCAGCAUUUCAUCUUUGUUGUCCCUAGAUCUAUCUUCCAACAAUUUGGCUGGCAACCUUCCAGCAGAAGUAGGAAAUCUAAAAAAUCUAGAAGAAUUUUAUGCUUCUGAGAACAAACUGUCCAGCGGAAUUCCAAGCACUCUCGGUAGCUGUGUCAAACUAAGAUUACUAUACCUUGAUGGCAACAAAUUAUGGGGAAACCUUCCUGCAACCUUAGCUAAUUUGAGAGGUGUGGAAGUAUUAAAUCUCUCUAACAACAAUUUCUCAGGACAAAUCCCAAAGUACUUGGAUGGAUUCAUCUUUUUAAACACAUUAGACUUGUCAUUCAAUGAUUUUGAGGGUGCAGUACCAGAAAGAGGUGUAUUUAAGAAUGCAAGUGCCAUUUUUGUUGAAGGAAACAACAAGCUCUGUGGGGGCGUAGCUGAAUUGCAGCUGCGCAGUUGCAACUCUAUAAAGGGUAGAAGGAAAGGAUUCACAAUUGGGAAAUUAAUACUCUCGGUAUCCUUUGGGCUUUUAGGACUACUUGUGAUGUUGGGUGUUCUGUAUCUUUGUUGGUCUAAGAAGACAACAAAAGUACCCUCAUUCCGAAUAGUAGGAAAUUCACUUCCGCAAUUGUCCUACCAAAGUCUGCUUAGAGCUACUGAUGGGUUCUCUCUAACCAACUUAAUUGGAGUGGGUAGUUUUGGUUCAGUUUAUAAAGGAAUUCUUGAUCAAAGUGGAAAAGUUGUUGCAGUGAAGGUUCUGAACCUUCAAUUCCGUGGUGCCUCAAAGAGUUUCAUAGCCGAGUGUAAAGCCAUGAAGACCAUCAAACAUCGAAAUCUCGUAGGAAUUCUUACAAUAUGUUCGAGUAUCGACUAUCAAGGUAAUGAUUUCAAAGCUCUGGUUUAUGAGUUCAUGGUCAAUGGGAGCCUACACGAGUGGUUGCAUCCAAAUGGGAAUGAAGAUGAUGUGCACGAGGAGCUAAGGAGUUUAAACCUGCUACAGAGGCUUCAUAUUGCAAUUGAUGUUGCUUCUGCUCUUGAUUAUCUCCACCAUCAUUGCUGGGAACCAAUAGUUCACUGUGAUUUGAAGCCGAGCAAUGUUCUUUUGGACAAUAAAAUGACUGCGCGUGUAGCUGAUUUUGGUUUAGCUAGGUUCCUUCUCAAAGCCACCAAUGAGUCUUCUGCAAAUCAAUCAAGUUCCAUUGGCAUGAGAGGAUCUGUUGGUUAUGCUCCUCCAGAGUAUGGCGUGGGAAAUGAGGUAUCAACGUCCGGAGAUGUGUAUAGCUAUGGCAUCCUUUUGUUGGAGAUGGUCACUGGGAAGAGACCGACCGAUAGCAUGUUUACCGGUAGUCUGACCCUCCACAACUUUGCUAAGACAGCCCUGCCUGAACCAGUGGACAACAUUUUCGACCAAACAUUGAUUCCACAAGAUCAAAUGGGGGAGGCAAGCACAAGUAUCAGCAACGUUCGGAAUCAUAGCUCUCUUAGCAGUCACAAAAUGCGAGAGUGCUUGAUUUCACUACUUCAAGUUGGAAUCGCCUGUUCACAAGAACAAGCAAUAGAUCGGCCGGACAUCAACAAGGUUCUCACUGGUUUGCAUAAGACAAAGAACAUUCUUCUUGGAACUGUGCUUAAGUAUGUAAGGGUUAACACAACUAUUCUACUUGACCUAGGUGGUCACUAUCUACGAUAUUUGAAAAAAAAGAAGAAGGUUUCUCAGUAUAGUACGCUUCUUUCCGUUAGGUGGUUUAUGGAACAAAGGGAAAGGAUACUGAGCAAGCUGUGCUACGGCGAAUGCAAUAUGUCCUUCGGGAUCAAGAAAUACACUCAGAAUCUGGGAUGCUCAUCUGUUUCAGAUUGGGAUUUCGAAAACAAACUCGGACGCUUGCGAAGACUAAAAAUAUUGACCGUAGCCAAUAAUUCAAUUACUGGUGAAAUUCCGUCCAGUAUAUCUGGUUGCUCUAACCUUGUUGCCCUUGAACUCUCUGGCAAUAAGCUGGCCGGGAAAAUUCCUUUGGAGCUCGGUUCUUUGAUUAAGCGCGAGAGAUUGUUCAUUGAAAGAAACAACGUAAGUGGAGGUCUCCCUUCUACUCUUGGGAAUCUAUCAUCUCUUACAUAUCUUUUUGCUCAUUCGAAUAGUAUUACUGGGAAUAUACCAGAUACUCUUGGUGGAUGUAAGAAAUUGGAAAUUCUCAGUUUAGGGGUGAACAAGUUGGUCGGUACCUUUUCUUUCUCAAUCUAUAAUCUCUCUUCUAUUAGAGAACUCUAUUUACCGUAUAACCAAAUCGAAGGCUGCCUUCCCUCAGACCUAGGAAUCACUCUUCUUAAUCUUCAACGCCUAGUUCUUGCUGAAAACUUGUUUACUGGUUAUAUUCCUAUUUCAGUAUCCAAUGCCACCAAAUUAUAUGGCCUUUACCUGGGAGGAAACAGCUUUAAAGGAAAAGUCCCUCUUUUAGAAAAGCUGCGUGAUCUUGAGAGGAUACAAUUAGCACAUAAUCAUCUAGGAACAGGGGAAGUGGAUGACCUGAGCUUUCUAAACUCAUUGACAAAUGCUACCAAGUUGCACGAUCUGAUUAUGGGCGACAAUAACUUUGGAGGAGUGUUGCCUGAAUCAAUUAGCAACUUUUCCACUCAUCUUAGUAGACUAGGUUUGUAUAAUAAUAAAAUAGGCGGGAGCAUCCCAACCGGGAUAGGGAAUCUUAUCAAUUUGGAGGGUCUUUCCAUAUCCAACAACCAUUUAAGCGGUAACCUUCCUGCUGAUAUUGGGAAGCUUCAAAAGCUACAGGUGUUGUCUCUGGGUGGUAACAAAUUCUACGGGGAGAUCCCAUCAUGUCUUGCAAAUUUAACUUCUUUAAGCCAACUUGUUUUGUCUCAAAAUAAUCUCCAAGGCAGUAUCCCUUCAAGUCUCGGGAAAUGUCAAUUAUUGCGGGUACUAUAUCUUUAUCAAAAUAACCUUAGUGGUAUCAUACCCAAAGAACUUAUCAGCAUCUCAUCGUUGUUGGCUCUAGAUCUAUCUAACAAUAAUUUGUCUGGUAAGCUUCCAAUAGAUAUAGGAAAUUUUAAAAAUCUAGAAGAAUUUGUUGCUUCUAAGAACACACUGUCCGAUAGAAUUCCAAGCACUCUCAGUAGCUGUCUAACAAUAAUUUCUCAGGACAAAUCUCAGAGUACUUGGAUGGUCAUCUUUUUAAACACAUUAGACUUGUCAUUCAAUGAUUUUGAGGGUGCAAUACCGGAAAAAGGUGUAUUUAAGAAUGCAACUGCCAUUUCUGUUGAAGGAAACAACAAGCUCUGUGGGGGCAUACCUAAAUUGCAGCUACGCAAUUGCAACUCUAAAAAGGGUAGAAGGAAAGGAUUCACUAUAAUUGGGAAACUAAUACUCUCGGUAUCAUUUGGGCUUCUAGGACUACUUGUGAUGUUGGUUGUUCUGUAUCUUUGUUGGUCUAGGAAGACAACAAAAGUACCCUCAUUCCGAAUAUUAGGAAACUCAUUUCCACAAUUGUCCUACCAAAGUCUGCAUAGAGCUACUGAUGGGUUCUCUCUAUCCAACUUAAUUGGAGUGGGCAGUUUUGGUUCAAUUUAUAAAGGAAUUCUUGAUCAAAGUGGAAAAGUUGUUGCAGUGAAGGUUCUAAACCUUCAAUUCCAUGGUGCCUCAAAGAGUUUCAUAGCUGAGUGUAAAGCCAUGAAGGGCAUCAAACAUAGAAAUCUUGUAAGAAUUCUUACAGCAUGUUCGAGUAUCGACUAUCAAGGUAACGAUUUCAAAGCUCUGGUGUAUGAGUUCAUGGUCAAUGGGAGCCUAGAGGAGUGGUUGCAUCGAAAUGGGAAUGGCGACGGUGUACACAAGGAGCUAAGGAGUUUAAACGUGCUACAAAGGAUUCAUAUUGCAAUCGAUGUUGCUUCUGCUCUUGAUUAUCUUCACCAUCAUUGCUGGGAUCCUAUAGUUCACUGUGACUUGAAGCCGAGCAAUAUUCUUCUGGACAAUGAAAUGACUGCACGUCUAGCUGAUUUUGGUUUUGCAAGAUUCCUUCUCAAAGCCACCCAUGAGUCCUCUGCAAAUCAAUCAAGCUCCAUUGGCAUGAGAGGGUCUGUGGGUUAUGCUGCUCCAGAGUAUGGCACGGGAAAUGAUGUGUCAACAUCUGGUGAUGUGUAUAGCUAUGGCAUCCUUCUGUUGGAGAUGGUCACUGGGAAGAGACCGACCGAUAGCAUGUUUACCGGUAGUCUUACUCUGCACAACUUUGCUAAGACAGCCCUGCCUGAACCAGUGGAGAGCAUUAUUGACCAAACAUUGAUUCCACAAGGACAAAUGGGGGAGGCAAGCACAAGUAUCAGCAGCGUUCGGAAUCAGAGCUCUCUUAGCAGUCACAAAAUUCACGUGUGCUUGAUUUCACUACUUCAAGUUGGAAUCACCUGUUCAGAAGAACAACCGACAGAUCGACCAGACAUCAAUCAGGUUGUCACUGAUUUGCAUAAUAUCAAGAACAUUCUUCUUGGAAGUGGAAUACAUGGAGGUAGAAGAUCUUGUAUUGCAGUGUGAUCAUGAGUAGGUUUCUGAGGUGUAGUUGGUGUUGAAGACACUUCUUGACGCUAUAGCUACGUGAUGCUUCAUAGUGCUUCUGCUGUUUGUUAUAGACUGUAAUUUUCAGUUCAGCUUCUUUAUCGUUUUUAGUUUGUCUCAGUUUGCAACUUCCUUGAAUAAAUGUACUUUAAUAAGACUAUGGCAUGCUAUGAUAAUCCUGUCUUAAGUCUUAUUAAUUCUGCCGUUUAAGUAGGCUAUGGAUUCCACGGUUUGCUCGUACCAUUCAGCAUCUGUUAUACCACUCUAAACAGUGUUUGUUAGGUGGUUAAUGGAACAGAGGGGAAGGAUAUGAGAAAGCUGUGA